AUGUCUUCAGACCUCGAUCACCCGGCCAAGAAACUGAAGAUGUCGGACAAAGAUCGCAAGGUCAUUGGUACGCACAACGGUGCGUUCCACUGCGACGAAGCGCUUGCCGUCUUCCUCCUGAAGAGGACAAAAACAUACGGAAACGCGGAUCUCAAGCGCAGCAGGGAUCCUGCCAUCCUGGACACUUGCUCCAUCGUGGUCGACGUAGGGGGUGUCUACGAUGAGGCGAGGCAGCGUUUCGAUCACCAUCAGCGCGGGUUCACCGAGGUGUUCGGACAUGGCUUCACCACGAAGUUGUCUUCCGCUGGGCUAGUAUACAAACAUUUUGGCCAGGAAAUCAUCGCAAGCAGGCUGCUCGCGGAGGUUGACGACCCAAAAGUCGAGACGCUUUGGCUGAAGCUCUACAAAGACUUCAUUGAGGCGAUCGACGGCAUAGACAAUGGUGUAUCGCAGUAUCCUGUCGAGCUACUGCCGAAGUAUCGCAGUAGGACAGAUGUCUCAAGCCGUGUUGGGCACCUGAACCCCGCGUGGAACGAGUCCACUGACUCACAGAUUGUUGACGGGAAAUUCCUCCAGGCGUCAUCCCUCGUCGGCGAGGAAUUCCUUGGAAGGCUGGACUACUACGCCAAUUCAUGGCUACCCGCGAGGGAUCUAGUCGCAGCCGCUCUUGCAAGGAGAACAGAGGUGGACCCGAGUGGGAAAAUUGUGCUUUUUGAGCUGUUCCUACCGUGGAAGGAGCACCUCUUUGAACUUGAAGCCGAACAAUCAAUAUCGGAUUCUGCUCAACCCAUUUACGUCCUCUAUCCCGACGAAACCUCUGGGAAUUGGCGCAUCCAGGCCGUCCCAGUCCGUCCAGAGAGCUUCGAGAGCCGCAAGGCGCUGCCAGAGGCGUGGAGAGGAUUUAGGGACGACGAUCUCUCGAAAAUAUCUGGGGUGGAGGGCGGGAUUUUCGUCCAUGCCAGUGGCUUCAUCGGCGGUAACAGAACGAAGGAGGGUGUACUGCAGCUAGCGAAGCUUGCACUCACGUUGUGA
Messenger RNA from Sparassis crispa, 1032 nucleotides. Its product is annotated as UPF0160 protein. Gene Ontology annotation, cellular component: nucleus; cytoplasm. The coding region runs from base 1 to 1032 and encodes 343 amino acids. The transcript has 7 exons. The record is from RefSeq and is a predicted model, not a curated record. Lineage: Eukaryota; Fungi; Basidiomycota; Agaricomycetes; Polyporales; Sparassidaceae.